Raphanus sativus (radish) is the source of this 812-nucleotide messenger RNA. RefSeq lists its product as uncharacterized. Lineage: Eukaryota; Viridiplantae; Streptophyta; Magnoliopsida; Brassicales; Brassicaceae. The coding region runs from base 20 to 592 and encodes 190 amino acids. Gene Ontology annotation, cellular component: mitochondrial outer membrane. The transcript has 3 exons. Gene Ontology annotation, molecular function: ATP hydrolysis activity; ATP binding. The record is from RefSeq and is a predicted model, not a curated record.
UUCAACAGAUCAUGAAGCCAUGGCAAACAUGAAGACUGAGUUUAUGGCUUUAUGGGAUGGGUUCUCUACUGAUCCGAAUGCGAGGGUUAUGGUCCUUGCUGCAACUAACAGACCAUCAGAGCUCGAUGAAGCGAUAUUGAGGCGUCUUCCUCAAGCAUUUGAGAUUGGAAUGCCUGAUCGCAAGGAGAGAGCAGAGAUACUGAAAGUGACACUGAAAGGAGAGAGGGUGGAACCGGAUAUUGACUAUGACCACGUAGCUCGUUUAUGUGAAGGCUACACCGGAUCAGACAUCUUCGAGCUCUGCAAGAAAGCGGCUUACUUCCCUAUCAGAGAGAUCCUAGAGGAAGAGAGAAAAGGGAGACCAUGUCCUGUACCUAGGCCGUUGUCACAGCUGGAUUUGGAGAAAGUACUUGCAACGUCGAAGAAGACGCAAGUUGCAGCAGGGGAGUACUGUGGGUUGAGAGGGUCAAAGGAACCAGAUGAAGUGGAAGCAGCUAUAAGUGGAAUCUCGAAGCUACUGGUCUCUCAGUUCAUUAACCUUCAGGCAGGCUCUCAGGACUCACGGAACCGGGAUCACGAAGAAGAUAACUGAUGAAACUCCGGAUCAUUUUUCUUUUAUCAUAAACGUUCUGGUUUCAUCUGAAAGUUUAGAGCUUUUGCCACAGUAUUCACUCUGUUCUGUAAUAAUUUUGUUAUAGGAUAUGAUAUAACUUGCUUUUUUGUCAUAUUUUCACUAAGAGGCUUUGAUCUUAUAUUAUAUGCUUCUACUAAAUAACAUUUUGCGAGUUGUAUAAAUGUCGCCUCUUUAUUCG